Messenger RNA from Phytophthora sojae, 2309 nucleotides. RefSeq lists its product as hypothetical. The transcript has a single exon. Lineage: Eukaryota; Oomycota; Peronosporomycetes; Peronosporales; Peronosporaceae. The coding region runs from base 417 to 2309 and encodes 630 amino acids. The record is from RefSeq and is a predicted model, not a curated record.
AUCUCGAAUGGUUAGUUAGUAGGCAUUGUAAGUUAGUAGGCAGCUUGACAGGGAAGACCAAAGCUCGAAACCUUGCGUUGCCCCGCGAAAUCCGUGCCAACUCCGCCAAGAUGGUGAACACCGGCGGCAUGUUGAAGUGGUGGGAGCCUCGAUUCAGACACGAUCCACACGGCCGCGUCAGCGGGAGCGUGACAACUACUACUACAAACUACAAGCACGGCAGGAAAUUCUUGCGCUUCAACGUGGUCUGUGAAAGGACGUUGAGCACAAGUCGCAGAUGGCACGUGCGCUCCGCUGCACUUCAGGCUGCGCGGAAUAGCUGCUCGCGGUGAAGCUGCUGCAGCCGAUGAGAUGAAGCGCGAGAUCCGUUCUCACUAUUGCAUUGGCGUCGCGGAGAUCAAGUCAACGCCCCGAUCAUGAGCAGCGGUGAAUCCUUCCGUUGUAGAGAGCUCCAGUGCCACCAAAGCGUCAACGCCGUCAACGACCGAUCCAGCUACGUCGCCCGUCAACUGACCGAGCUUGACGUCCUCAGUGCCGUCGGAUCGGUUGUGAAUGCUGCUCAAGGCUGCGGGGUUGCUCGGUUCACGCAGUGUGAAGCCACGCGGACGACUUGGUUAUCUUCGAUUGAGCGAGCGCUGUUGGAGCGGCAUCUGUCGCGCGUGCUGCGGUUCUCUCCGUCGCUGGAAGACACUUGCAGGCACGUUUGCAGCGAUGCGCCGAGCGUCGUUGGCGAAGGGCUGGAUGACUGCAACGCACUGGCCCAUUACGCUGUCUUCGCAUUGAUCGAUCAAGGACUGCAUGACGAUAAAAUUGAGAUGAAACCCGAACGGCUAGCGAGGAUGUUGUACUGCGCCAGACAGAAGGCACUGCCGAUGCUGGUGGCGUGGCUACUUGCUGAAGACUGCGCGUCGUUCCAACAGCUGAUGCUGAACUACGGCAGCCAACUCAAGAUACUUGAAGCGCUUCGACUGUCGGUGCGUCAAGAGCUAGCAGCAACACGCGUGUUCAUCACAAAGUUCUUGGGUAAAUUGGCCAAGAAUUACGGGUCGGACGGCGGUGUUCUCAUGGCCACGCAUACCCCCGAGACUUUUAUUCGCGACGGAGGGGGUACAACCUUCGGCGGGGGUGAAGCCAUGCAAUGCUUCAAGGACGAACUGGAGGAGCUUCGUGUUUCGUACGUGAAGUCACAAGGUUGUGCCAGCAGCCCGAGGUCAGCCAUUCAAAACAUCUUGGACCCGUCACUGAGAUGCCGGGUCUACAAAGAUGGCGACGAGCAGAAGUAUCAGUGGCUGCCGACUGAAUUCCACGUUGGACGAGAUGGAGUCGUAUCAAUUCUCUCUCCGCUGCAUGGGUCGAUCCACCCGCACCAAUUCCCUGGGUUGUGUGCGGUUAUCCCGAAGAUCCUCGGUCGCCUGUUGCCUCUUUUCGAGCGCGUCCUGGGUAGCAUUGCAACGCACGAUCCGCCAUCGCCCUAUCAAGCUGGUCUCGGCUCUUCUCGCCAGCUUCAGUAUCGCACGGCAAGCAACAACGAAAGCCUCACUGGGUUCAGUCUCCGUGACCGAAAGCUCCAAGUGGUCGUGAAGCUCUCGACUAUCAAUCUUGACCAAGACAACCCAGCAUUUGCUGGCGAGCAAGACCACGAUGAUAACCUCAACCGAGGUUGGCAACUCGAUGGAGACGACCAUGAGAACAUUGUGAGUGUGGGCUACCACGUGCUGCAGUCGCGAAACAUUACGCCGCCUAGACUCGCCUUUCGAGCAUUCGCCCACUCUCCAGAAGAAUCAGACUUGACGUCGCAAGAAGACCCUUUCGUUGCAUUUGGAGAGAGGACAUCAGCCUUCUACCGUGGGAGGUAUGGACGACAAUUCCUACAGCCGUGGGGGUCGCUGGUGCUGCACGAAGGCCGCUCUAUCGUGGCCCCCAGCUUUCUCGCCCACCGCUUCGAACCUUUCGAGCUGUUGGAUGCCACGAACCCCGAGGGUGGAGAGCUCACACUGGCCACCUUCUACCUCCCCGACCCCACCAGAGAGCCAAUUGUCUCCACUCGCACGGUUCGUCCCGAGCAGUGGCAGCAGACUCGGCGAUUUGUCCAAGCGAACGUCGAUAUGCUGCGCUGCAGCUCAGUUCACCCUUUCCUACCCGAUGAAGUCUCGACCCUAAUUGCAGACUUUGCGGCCUCCCACAUCUCGGAAGCUCAGGCUCAACUCACCCGUCAGCUCCUACUGAUGCAACGGCGAAAGCUGCAAGAGCUCCGCUUCAUGACGCCGUCCCUACGACUAGAGGAGAUGAUGCUGCAUCUUGAUGAAUGA